CCCUGCAAUUUAAAAAAAAAAGAAAAAAAGCAAGCAAAGCGCAGCUCAUCAUCAGCCUAUACAGGAGCAGGAGGGAUUUGGGAGUUAAGUGCAUGCAGGAAAUCACUCACAUCCUGAAUUUCAGCGCUCUCGCGCUCUCUCGCUCUCUCUUUGUAACUGUAUAUUAAUGGGGCUGUCCUCCAGUCCCAGCUGAUGAAAGUUUGUCUCUCAGUCUGGGCUAAGAUGUCAAAGCGUCUCCAUGCAGAACGGCAAAACUAUUCUCCUCCCCCAGCCUAUCUAUGCUUCCUGCUGUUCAGCCUGACCAACCUCUUAAUUGCACCAUCAUCCGGGGCCCAAGGAGAGGAUGCAGAUAGUAAACUGAAAUUCUCUAGUCAAUGGAUUUCAAAGAACCAGCCAGAGCACUAUGAAAUAAUAAUCCCCUAUCUUCUGAAUGGUGAACAGUGGAAACUGAUGAAGAGUUUUUAUUCACAGACUCACCCAGCAAUGCUGAAAUUUCUAAUACAAGCGGAAAGUGAGCAACUUGUCAUCAGUCUGGAGAGAAAUGAUGGCCUUUUUGCUGGCAACUUUACAGAAACACAUUAUUUGGAAGAUGGUACUGAUGCUGUUCUCAUGCGUAAUUACACGGGCCAUUGCUACUACCAUGGUCAUGUGCAAGGUUAUGCUGAGUCAGCAGUCAUCUUGAGUACAUGUUCUGGACUCAGGGGGCUACUUUUAUUUGAAGAUAAAGCCUAUAUUCUGGAGCCACUGGAAGGUGCUACAAAUGAACACAUAAUCUACCGAGCAGCAAACCUAAAACUAGCCCAGGGUUCUUGUGGGCAUCAUCUCAACAUCUCAGGCAUUACACUGGAGGACACCGCACAGUCUUUUCAGAUGUUUACUAGCAGGCACAAGAGGGCAGCCCUGAAAUCUACCAAAUACGUUGAGCUUGUUAUUGUGGCUGAUAAUCGAGAGUUUCAGAGACAGGGUAAGGAUAUGGAGAAAGUGAAGCUGAGGCUGAUAGAAAUUGCAAACUACGUUGAUAAGUUCUAUAGGCCACUAAAUAUUCGAAUAGCACUUGUUGGAGUGGAAAUCUGGAAUGAUGUGGAUAAGUGCACAAUAACCCAAGACCCCUUCACCAGCCUCCAUGAGUUUCUAGACUGGCGAAAGUUGAAACUGCUACCUCGUAAACCUCAUGACAAUGCACAACUAGUGAGUGGAGUAUAUUUUCAGGGUACUACCAUUGGCAUGGCACCUAUAAUGAGCAUGUGUACUGCAGAGCAGUCUGGAGGUAUUGUUAUGGAUCAUUCGGACAGUCCUUUGGGUGCAGCAGUAACUCUGGCUCAUGAGCUGGGCCACAAUUUUGGGAUGAAUCAUGAUACACUGGAAAGGGGUUGCAACUGCAAGGCAUCUGCUGACAAAGGAGGCUGCAUCAUGAACCCUUCAACUGGCUACCCAUUUCCUAUGAUGUUCAGCAGCUGCAGCAAGAAAGAUCUGGAAAACAGCUUGGAAAAAGGAGUGGGGAUGUGUCUAUUCAACCUGCCGGAAGUUAGAGAAUCAUUUGGUGGCCCAAAGUGUGGGAACGGUUAUGUAGAAGAUGGAGAAGAGUGUGAUUGUGGAGAGCCUGAGGAAUGUACAAACCAGUGCUGUAAUGCUACUACCUGCACUUUAAAGCCAGAAGCAGUGUGCGCCCAUGGACUUUGCUGUGAAGACUGCAAGCUGAAGCCAGCAGGGAUCUCAUGCAGGGACUCCAGCAAUUCCUGUGACCUUCCUGAGUUCUGCACGGGAGCCAGCCCUCACUGCCCAGCUAAUGUGUACUUACAUGAUGGGCACCCCUGCGACAAGGUUGAUGGGUACUGUUAUAAUGGCAUGUGUCAGACCCAUGAACAGCAGUGCAUCACACUCUGGGGACAAGGUGCUAAGCCUGCCCCUGGGAUAUGCUUUGAGAGAGUCAAUUCUGCAGGUGAUCCUUAUGGAAACUGUGGCAAGGAUUCCAAAACUUCUUUUGCAAAGUGUGAACCCAGAGAUGCCAAGUGUGGAAAAAUUCAGUGCCAAGGGGGAGCAAAUCGACCUGUAAUUGGUACCAAUGCUGUCUCCAUAGAAACAAACAUCCCAUUACAAGAAGGAGGCAAAAUUCUGUGCCGUGGAACCCAUGUCUACUUGGGGGAUGAUAUGCCUGACCCUGGUCUUGUCCUUGCUGGAACAAAGUGUGAAGACGGAAAAAUCUGCCUCAAUCGCCGUUGCCAAAAUACCAGUGUAUUUGGUGUUCAUGAAUGUGCAACAAAAUGUCAUGGACGUGGAGUCUGCAACAAUAAAAAAAAUUGCCACUGUGAGGCCCACUGGGCCCCUCCAUUUUGUGACAAGGCAGGAUUUGGAGGCAGUGUUGACAGUGGGCCUGUGAGACAGUCUGAUAACAGAAGUUUAACAAUAGGGCUACUUAUAACUACCCUGUGCCUUAUAGUUGCUGGACUACUUAUGUACGUCAAAAGGAAGAUCUUAAUUAGACUGUUCUUUAAAAAUAAGAAAACUACAAUAGAAAAACUAAGGUCUGUGAGCCCAGCAAGGUCUUCAAGUUCAUUUGAGCCCAUUCAUGUUCGUACCACGUCCCUCAGUAAAAAUCUAGUCAAAAAACCACAAAAUUUAAACAUAUAUAAGAGAAAUGAUCCACAAAGAUUGCUCCGAUAUCAAGCAGCUGAUAUUAGUAACCCUAUGAAGACACAGGAUAUGCCACAGUCAAGCUUACCAGAACGUCCGUUGCCACUCCUUUGUGAGCUUCCCAGGCAACAAUCUUGCCCCACAAAGUUGCUGCCAACUAACCCUGCCCCCAAACGUGACAAAGAAUCCUGCAAGCCAAGUCCUCCUCAAAAGCCUUUGCCAGCUGAUCCUCAGAAGAACAAAGCUGCUCAAUUUAGCAAUGUCUCCAAAGCAACAUUUGGGCUUCCAGCUGUGCCUCAAAUGGUUCCUGUCAGGCCUGCACCUAAACGUCCACUACAAGUGCCUAGAUCUGGCAAUGCUGCCUAUAUGAAAUGACAACAUGAAACGACAACAUGAAACAUCAUUUUUAACCUGAAAAGUGAAGACAGAAGUUUGCACUAUUUUAAACUCUAGUUGGAGAUCAAUAUUUUUAUAUCAAUAAGUAGAAUUUUUAAUGUUAAAACCCCAUUAUUUUUAAGAACUCUGAGCUACUGCCUUUGGUGCUAUGCUGUAUGAAGGUGGUCUGCGUCCUUGCUCAGGUACUUGUAAAUUAUUAAUUUAUAUUGAAUAUUUAUUACAGUGCAGAGCACUGUAGUAGAUAUUGUUUUGCCAUAGCUGAGUUUUCCUAGGAAAGGAGUCAUUUUCCUUAUGUUUAAUCAGUCUUGAUCUAUCCUUCAUUACAAAUUUCUCAGUAUACACACUUGAAA
Messenger RNA from Hemicordylus capensis (graceful crag lizard), 3377 nucleotides. RefSeq names its product ADAM metallopeptidase domain 12 (gene ADAM12). Gene Ontology annotation, biological process: proteolysis. The transcript has 23 exons. Gene Ontology annotation, molecular function: metalloendopeptidase activity. Lineage: Eukaryota; Metazoa; Chordata; Lepidosauria; Squamata; Cordylidae. The record is from RefSeq and is a predicted model, not a curated record. The coding region runs from base 193 to 3006 and encodes 937 amino acids.